GGUGGGGGGGAUCCAAUCCGGUUUCAGCUAGUUCUUCUUCCAAUGGAACAUUAGCGUCUCGCUGCGCUGUAUUAGACUGUACUGACACAGCUUUAUCCACAACACAGACACCACUCUAUUUUCUAGUCCACUCACAACAUUUAGUUUUUUUCUUUACCUAAAACACCCCACACAAAGCAGCCAUGCCUAAAAGGAGCCAUAACGCAGGAGAUCCAGAGGUACCCAAGAGGAGAUCGACAAGGUUGCAAGAUAGACCUGCACCUGCAAAGGCAGAGGCCAAACCCAAGCCAAAGAAGGGACCUGCUAAGCCGAAGAAAGCCAAGGAGGUGGAGAAGGCCAAGCCUGAAGAGAAGGCUCCAGAGGCCCCUGCUGAGAAUGGCGAAGCCAAAGCUGAGGAAGAGGGACCAGCUACAGACGCAGCUGAACAAAACGAUGAAGCAGCAGAAUAACAUCUCCUACUCCACAUCUUUUACCAGUGCUCCCUGUACCUCUUUUCUUGUACAAUUCAGGGGAAUAUUUUUAUCAACUAUUUUCUAAAUACAGGUUUUUUAGUAGUUUGAUUGUAGAGAACACUUUUUUUUAAGGAAAGAAAAAAGUCAAUUUCGAGACGGGAAUUUUCGUCACAUCCCACAAUUUUGCAUCGCCAUAGAAAUUGCGAUCAUUGUUGUUACUGUCAGUGGACUUCAUUUCAGUUUUAAAUGUGAAAGAGGGGAGGCUGCAGGACAAGUUACCGUGACAACACACAAGCACGACAUUGACAUGAGCUGGGCAACAACAGGAGGAGCUUGCCUGCGUGGAUUACAUUCCAUAUGUUUUUAAAGGGACAGUGUAUGUAAUCUGUGCUGGGGUGGGGACGGACAAAGUCACAGGGCAACUCAUUGUUUUAUUGUUUAUAAUAAAGAACAGUGUUUUAGAAUGUUUGUAAACUUUGUUGCUAUAUGUUAACUCUUGUACUCAUGCAGUUUUCUUAAUGAAUCUGAUCAAUAAAGCUAAAAUCCCCAGUACUGGAGCUGUCCUUAUCAGAACUGUGCAUUACGUGUGUUGGUUGUGUCUCUGUUCUGUGAUAGCAUCAAAAUCAGUUUGUAUAGCUGCUGUGAAAAGGGUUUUCAAUCUUUCUAUAUUCAGUGUGUAAUGGUACAUUGUUAGGAUAAUAAAAAUGGAAUUUGUUUUCUUAGCCAAGCUAAUGACGUGUGCAACCGUAAAAACCAUCUGUUUGGAUUGGCUUCUUAAAGACCAAAAGACAAACUGUACAUUUAUUUGAGAUGUCAAAUGCAUACCAGCAGUAGCAAUAUUCAUGUAGGUUUUAGAUAUCUGUAUCAAGUACAAGUGUGCAGUUUCUUUUGAUUUGUUUAUAGAUGUACCUGUGUAAUGAUUGUUAUCAACAAACCAAUAAAACUUGGUUGAUAGUU
Plectropomus leopardus (leopard coralgrouper) is the source of this 1409-nucleotide messenger RNA. RefSeq names its product high mobility group nucleosome binding domain 1b (gene hmgn1b). NCBI's taxonomy places the organism in Eukaryota, Metazoa, Chordata, Actinopteri, Perciformes, Serranidae. Gene Ontology annotation, molecular function: nucleosomal DNA binding. The record is from RefSeq and is a predicted model, not a curated record. Gene Ontology annotation, cellular component: chromatin; nucleus.